Molecule: messenger RNA, 2262 nt
Organism: Hibiscus syriacus
Lineage: Eukaryota; Viridiplantae; Streptophyta; Magnoliopsida; Malvales; Malvaceae
Product: protein trichome berefringence-like 7
Exons: 4
Coding region: 661-2010 (449 amino acids)
Cellular component (GO): Golgi apparatus
Molecular function (GO): O-acetyltransferase activity
Source: RefSeq, a predicted model, not a curated record
GUAUUGCUGUCAUAUUCUCCUAACAACCUCUUCGAUCUUCUUCGCUUCACCGCCAUCUCACCUCUCCCAUUUCUCUCCUUUUGAAGCUUCCUGUCAUCUCUCACUCAUUGAAUGCUGUAUUUCUCUCUAACCUUGCCUUCACCCGACAGCUAAGUAAGAUCUUCCUUCUUCUUCAAUUCAUUCAAGAUUGUUGAUGUUCUUUCUUCUGGGAAUCCGGGUCUGUUUUUCUUGAGAUUUGGGGAAAAAACCCAUUUUGUUCUAUUCCCCAAUGAUGCGAAAGUUGGUAUGUAGGUGGUAGCUUCCAGCUUCAAUUUUUGAAAAAUAAAAGCUGUAAUUUGAGUGUUAGAUAUGUAUAGCUGUGUUGGUUUUCUCUGUACUUGAAUGUUUUACUUGAUGUGAUGUGUUGCUCUAUUUUGGAACUCUUGUACUUCUAUGAGCUGAAUGGGGGACAUUGAUUUCGAACUGAUGCUGUAAUUUUGUUAAUUGUUAGUUAGGAGUUGUUUAUAGAGAAAAGGGUUGUUGAAGAUCUUGAAGUUAUGAACUUUUCAUCGUUUUUGGUUGGGAGUUUGUUGAAUGUUGUGGUGAGCCGAGAUGGUAAAAGAAAGAUGCCUAGUUUCAAGAAUGGUUCUGUGAAUAUACUGGUAUUAUAAAUUGAUUGAGAUGGUGAAUAAUUUUAGGAGUACAUCAUUUAACAGAAGGGCGUUGAAUGCCGAAGGCCCUGGAAUUUUAAAUGCUGCGAGCCCCAAAGCUUUGAAUGUUGUAAGCACUAAACCUUUGUGUUUCACUAGUCCUAGAGUUUAUCAUAGGUUGUGCUGGGUUUCACGCUUGUUUCCUGUCCUUACUCUCGUUGGGACUUUGCUUUCAUUUAUUAUACUACUUAAUGGGGGUUAUACAUACGUUGUCCCUAGUCUGAGUCAAGCACUUCAUGGUUAUGGCGUGUUAACAACCAAUGAUUCUAGAAAUGUGUGUGAUACUUUUGAUGGAAGCUGGGUUAUAGAUGAUGAUUACCCAUUAUACAAUGCUUCAGAUUGUCCAUUUUUGGAAAAAGGAUUUAAUUGCUUGGGAAAUGGCAGGAAAGAUGAAGAUUAUCUCAAAUGGAGAUGGAAACCUAAAAAUUGCGAUAUUCCAAGGUUUAACGUUCACAAUGUCCUGGAAAUGCUUCGAGAUAAAAGGAUUGUUUUUGUUGGAGAUUCUAUGAGUAGAACGCAGUGGGAAUCAUUGAUAUGCUUGAUCAUGACUGGAGUAGAAGAUAAGAGGAGUGUUUAUGAAGUUAAUGGCAAUAAGAUAACAAAACGUAUCAGAUUUCUUGGUGUUCGGUUUGCUUCCUUCAACUUUACCAUUGAGUUCUUUCGCUCAGUUUUCUUGGUGCAACAUGGUUGGAUGCCUAGGCAUGCACCAAAGCGUGUUAGGUCAACCCUUAAGUUGGAUAAACUGGAUGAUAUUAACAACGAGUGGAUUAAUGCAGAUGUUCUCAUAUUCAACACUGGACAAUGGUGGGUUCCAGGGAAGCUCUUUGAAACUGGUUGCUACUUCCAGAUUGGGAACUCAGUAAAGCUUGGAAUGACAAUUCCUGCUGCAUAUAAAACGGCAUUAAGCACUUGGGCAUCAUGGGUUGAGAACACGAUUGACACCAGCAGAACACUUGUCUUCUUCCGAACAUUUGAGCCAUCUCACUGGAGUGAAAAAUCCCGCCGGUUUUGCAAUGUGACCCAGAACCCAUUGUCAGAAACCGAAGGGAGGGAUCAAAGCAUUUUUUCGGAGACUGUAUUUGAUGUGGUAAAGAAUAUGACUGUUCCUAUAACCAUUCUGCAAGUAACUUCAAUGUCAGCCUUCCGGAGAGAUGCACAUGUGGGUGGGUGGAGUGACAAUCCAUUGGUACCCGAUUGUAGCCAUUGGUGUCUUCCCGGUUUACCUGAUGUCUGGAACGAAAUUUUCCUCUCGUACCUGCUUGCUGAUUAUGGACUUUCUGGAGGGAAUGGAAAUGAAAGACUGGAUGGGCAAGUACCAUGACUGAACCCUCUUGGCCGAACUCGAAAAGAACAGGGAUUGAAGUUUCUUGGUUCAAAUGAGGGAAGAACCCAAUUUUUAGUUUUGAUUUUUACAGGGAAGAGAAAUCUGUAAGGGAGGCUAAUCUAUUUGUUUCAUUCAUUGGUGCCUUUGUCUUCAUUUUUUCAACAUUUACAACGACAAGAUUGGGGCUAAAAUUGGGGGUAUUGGGAUGUUUGUCUGUUAAAAUGUCAAAAUUUUGAUGAUUCGAUACAU